UGUGUCCACCACAUCUGUGAGUGUUAGUUUGAAUGGCCAAGUGACCAUCAGGACUGUGGGUUGGCUAAGACCAAAAGGACUAAGUUGGCUGCUUGGUUCUACCCAUAUCACUGAUGGUCUGUGCCCCAGACAUUUAUUUUUAACUCUGGCAUUCUGAGCAUGAUUUUUGCCUUAAUCCUCUUACAUCUGCAUAAAAUUGUGUGUGGAGGCAUUUAAAGUGAUUUUCCAGGGAAUUCAAUGUUUUUUUUUUUUUUAACCUUAAUCAUCCUGAUCAACUGGUACUUUUAUUGAGACCUGUUGGUAAUUGACCAAUUGACUAUUAAACUCCUCUCUAUAUCUUUCCUGUUUUUCCUAAAGAAAUACUUAGAUUAUGUUGAAAAAUAUUACCAUGCAUCUCUGGAACCUGUUGAUUUUAUAAAUGAAGCUGAUGAAAGUCGAAAGAAGAUUAAUUCCUGGGUUGAAAGUCAAACAAAUGGUAGAGUAUGGGUGGGUCGUUGGUCAUACAAAGACUUUUUGACUGUCUUCUGUGAGUGGAGGCCUGGGCUUGGUUCUGCGUGGGAGCCAGGUGGACACUCUAGAAAGGGCUUGAGAUGGGGUUUGCAGGGUUGAACAGGCAGGGCUGGGCAUAAAGGGGAGGACACUGCAGAUAGUGAAAUGGACACAGCAAAUGGGGAAACUCAAGGGGAACCCAGGAGGGGACCCUAGGAAGCAGCUGUGUGGAGACCCUUGGAGGACUCUUGGCACUCGGCUGUGUAUCAGAGUACCAUUGGGGUUCCUGGAACUGGGCUCUUGCCUGUCUUGAGUAUAUUCUUUCCUGCAUAUCACAACAUCUCUGUUUGUGUCUGGGUCCCUAAGUGCAAAUGUCACAGAGAGUUCCCUUUCCCUUUGUUAAGAGAGAAGCACACAGCUCUCCCAUCAAGACUGACUCUGCUACCUACAGCUGGGCCACCUGGGCCUCAUCUCCACUUGGGCAUCGUACAGGGAGGAUGCAAUGCUCAGUCCCAUCUACAUCAGAGAAUUGGAUGAAUUCCUCUCCCCUCUAUCCCCUUCUCAUUCCCUAAUAUGGCUCAAAAACACGAGAAAUACUGGAAAGGAAAGUUAAUGUGGAGAUUCACUUUGGGAAACAAUAGCUGAUAUUUAGCAUUUUUUAUUCCAUUUUCAGGGAGAUUGCUGUUAUUACAGAAUGCGCUUCUUUUUCAUGCUUCAUUUAAAGAAAGAAACUUAAAAUAAUCAGAAUAUAAGGGGUCUUUCAAAAGAUUGGCUGAACAGUGUUUUCAGAGUGUAGUGUGGGAUGGACUGAACCCAGAGCCCCAAAUAUCAGUUGCAUUUUUCAUAGAAUAAGCAAACUCUCAACCUCUCUUGGGAGCCAUAUUUACUAGGGAAGAGAGGUUGCUCACCAAGUGCUUAUGAUGUGCCAGACAGUGUUUGAGGCUUUCUACAUAUUAAAUCACUGACUCCUUCCAACAACCCUGUGAGGCAGGUUUUAUUCCUAUUUUACAGAUGUGGAAACUGAGGCACAGAGAGCUUAAAUAACUUGCCCAAGAUUCCUCAGCUGAUAAGAGGCAGAACUGGAUGCCAUCAGAGGCAAUCUGACCCCAGAGGCGGGACUCUUAACCAUCAACCUCAAUUUAUCCAGUGGGAUAAAUAGGCGAUGGGCAGAGUGACAACCUCCCCACCGAUUCCAGCGAACGCAUUGUCGGCAAGGCCUUCAGAAAAAAUCAAGGACCUGUUUCCAGAAGGCUCUCUUAGUAGCUCUACCAAGUUGGUGCUGAUAAACACAGUUUACUUUAAAGGACAGUGGGAUAGGGAGUUUAAUAAAGAAAAUACCAAGGAAGAGGAAUUUUGGCUGAAUAAGAAUACAUGUAAGUCUGUGUGGAUGAUGGAACAGCACCAUUCUUUCAGUUUCGUUUUCCUGGAAGACUUGGAUGCCAAAAUCGUGGGGAUUCCAUAUAAAAACAAUGACCUCAGCAUGUUUGUGCUUCUACCCAAUGACAUAGAGGGUCUGGAGAAGAUUAUAGAUCAAGUCACUCCUGAGCAAUUGAUAGAGUGGACCAGGCUGGAGUUUAUGGAGGUCAGGACCGUGAACUUGCGCUUGCCCAGGCUGCAGGUGGAGGGCAGUUAUGAGCUGGAGCCGGUCCUGGGAGCCCUGGGGCUGGGCGCGGCCUUCAGCGAGAGCGAUGCGGACUUCUCUGGGAUGUGCGCGCGCUCGGGGCUGCAGGCGCAGAGGUUCCUGCACCGGUCCUUUGUGCAGGUCACCGAGGAAGGUGCGGAGGCCACGGUGGCCACUGGCAUAGGUUACAUGGUCUCAUCGGCCGGGGGCUGUGAGCAAGUCCACUGUGAUCACCCCUUCCUGUUCUUCAUCAGGCACCGCGGGUCCGACAGUGUCCUCUUCUUUGGCAGAUUUUCUUCUCCCUAAGAAAGUCGUGGCCUUGACCUUGGAGAUGAGGAAGCAGUGUGGGGGCAGCGGUAGGAUCCUGGAGACCUUCCGUGCGCUUGCGUCUUUAGCUGCUGGCCUUCCAAUCCUAACGUUAAACCUGUGAUUUUAUGACGUAAUAAUGUGUAUUUAUGAUUUUCCUUGGAGGUGAACGUCCUUUUGUUUGUGUCCUGCAGAAUGUGAAUCAGACCCAAACUCGUUGAGACUCCCUGUGGGUUUCCUUUGGAAGUAAAUGAAGGUCUUGUAAAGUCUUGUGCAUCAGUGGGGAGAAGGGGAAUCUUGGAUAAAGAGAGUGGAUUCUUCUUGGGAUUUUAGGGGUCUCUUUGGUUCCAGUAUUUUGGCAUAUUAUACAAGUAAAAUACGAGAAUCAUUCAA
Messenger RNA from Ictidomys tridecemlineatus (thirteen-lined ground squirrel), 2809 nucleotides. Lineage: Eukaryota; Metazoa; Chordata; Mammalia; Rodentia; Sciuridae. The record is from RefSeq and is a predicted model, not a curated record.